Messenger RNA from Emiliania huxleyi CCMP1516, 642 nucleotides. RefSeq lists its product as hypothetical. The record is from RefSeq and is a predicted model, not a curated record. The transcript has a single exon. NCBI's taxonomy places the organism in Eukaryota, Haptophyta, Isochrysidales, Noelaerhabdaceae. Bases 167 to 529 code for a protein of 120 amino acids.
CGUCACCCUGUGGAGGACCGCGGGCAAGUCACUUGACAACGCCACCUGGCUCAACCUCGGCAACCCCACCGGGUCACGGACCUCGUUCAACUCGCAGCCAACCUACGUGGUCCAAGCGACGACGGCGCGCGGAGAGCCGUACUUCGUGUACCUCGGCGACAACUGGAUGCUUUGCCCCUCGAGGGACAGCGCCGGCCCGGCCCUGGAGGGCGCGUGCUACAUCUGGCUCCCCUUCCGAAUGAGAGCAGGCGAGUCGGAGCUCGAGGUGGACUACCGCUGGAGAUGGCGGCCGAGCGAUCCCUUUGCGCCGGUGCCGCGGGACCCGAACCCGAUCUGCCGGGGUCAAGGGAACGGCGAAGCCUGCGGGGCGGAGCAGAAGAAGCGCAAGCGCCGCCCAAAGCGCAAAGAGCACACGCGCUGGGUGUCGAGCCGACGAGCCGCCUCACAGCAAACUAUUAGGACCUUGAAUGCUACGCCCGGCGGUACCCUGACCUCCGGAGGUUCUUGGAAAGGCGCGACGGUGGGUUGAAAGCGCUCCGGAAACACUGGACCAACUUCGGCUUGCGGGAGUCUAGGAAGAUGGGCUGUGGGGUGUGAGGGGGUAACUUCUGGGGUACGAUACUUGACCCCCCCCCCCCCCCC